CCGCGGUUGCGCUCUUUUCCAGUCGGUCUCCAUCGAGAAGAUCGUACUUCUGUAACCAAAAUAGUUUCUUUUGAUUAUUGGGUGCAUCAGGCCCAAUACAUAACUUUAAAAUGGUGCAAAAAAAGCCUAAGAAGAAGGUUGGCAAGAAAGUAGCAGCCGCCCCUUUGGCAGUGAAAAAAGUUGAGCAGAAAAAGGAAGUAAACCCGCUUUUCGAGAAGAGGCCAAGAAACUUCGGCAUUGGUCAAGACAUUCAACCUCCACGUGAUUUGUCGAGAUUCGUAAAAUGGCCCAAAUACAUCCGCAUUCAAAGGCAAAAGGCCGUUUUGCAAAAAAGAUUGAAGGUCCCACCACCAAUCAACCAAUUCACCCAAACUUUGGACAAACAAACUGCCACACAGCUGUUCAAGAUGCUUGAAAAGUACAGGCCAGAAACUGAACUUCAAAAGAAGAACAGACUGAAGGCCAAGGCCGAAUCCAAGGUGGCCAAGAAAGAAGAGGCGCCAGCCAAGAAGCCAAACGUGCUCCGCGCCGGCACCAACACGGUCACAAAACUGAUUGAGCAGAAAAAAGCUCAACUGGUGGUCAUCGCCCACGAUGUCGACCCCAUUGAGCUGGUUUUGUUCUUGCCUGCCCUCUGCAGGAAGAUGGGGGUGCCGUACUGCAUCGUGAAAGGCAAAGCCCGCUUGGGACUGCUGGUGAGGCGUAAAACUUGCUCGGCUGUUGCCCUGACGCAGGUGGACUCUGGGGACAGAUCUAACCUCAACAAACUGGUCGAGACGAUCAAGACCAACUUCAACGACCGCGCUGACGAGAUCAGGAAACACUGGGGGGGUGGGGUGUUGGGCAGCAAGUCCGCCGCCCGCCUUGCCAAGCUCGAAAGGGCCAGGGCUAAGGAGUUGGCUCAGAAACAGGGCUAGGUUUGGCCUUGCGACUGUAAUAAAUAAGAUUUAUAAGUUACCGGUG
Brassicogethes aeneus is the source of this 963-nucleotide messenger RNA. The record is from the annotation of a GenBank genome assembly. NCBI's taxonomy places the organism in Eukaryota, Metazoa, Arthropoda, Insecta, Coleoptera, Nitidulidae.